CCUAGCAGAGGGCACCUAGCACCAUGUUCCCCCGGGCGCUGCCCCUGCUCCUCCUGCUGCUACUAUCCUGGCUCCAGGCCACGCAGCCUGCACCUCCCACCUGCUAUUCCAGGAUUCUGACCCUGAGCCAGGACAUCACAGAGGACUUCCAGAGCCUGCAAGCUGCAGAGCCACAGGAGCCAUGUGUGAGGUACCUGCCCCGGCUCUACCUGAACAUCCAUAAUUACUGUGUGCUGGCCAAGCUGCGGGACUUUGUAGCCUCACCCCAGUGUUGGAAAGUGGCCCAGGUGGACACCUUGAAGGACAAAGUACGGAAACUGUACACCAUCAUGAACUCCUUCUGCAGGAGGGAAUUGGUGUUCCUCUUAGAUGACUGCAAUGCCUUGGAAUACCCAAUCAUGGUGACCACGGGCCCACCAGAUUGGCAGAGUUAAGAAAGCAGAUGGAGCGGAAAAAGAACCCAGAAGGCUGACCUCAAUCUGCUGCCAAAGCUCGGGUUGGGGGAAAUACAGGCCUGUUGGUCUCCAAGUUCGUGUCCGAACUUACCAUGGAUCUCCCACCUUCGAGAAUGCCAGCUGAGCCUCCCCGUCCCGAGAGUGCUUGCUGCAUAGGAUUACAAGUGCAGUCAUUAUGUGUUGCCAGGGUAUUAGAUACAUAAACAGAAAAAUACUCACCAGCUUCUCUACAGGAAACAGCAAAAUAGUAUGUCUUUAUGCAUGCUUUUGAGAUGUAUUUACAAGGCUAUUGCAUUGUGCUGUAGGACUCACUCUUUUAAUGAAAGAUGAUAAAAAUCAAAUAAAGAAUGUCUUUGCAGCA
Molecule: messenger RNA, 816 nt
Organism: Jaculus jaculus (lesser Egyptian jerboa)
Lineage: Eukaryota; Metazoa; Chordata; Mammalia; Rodentia; Dipodidae
Gene: Cytl1
Product: cytokine like 1
Exons: 4
Coding region: 24-434 (136 amino acids)
Biological process (GO): positive regulation of transcription by RNA polymerase II
Source: RefSeq, a predicted model, not a curated record